GGCCGCCUUUCCUCAACACGCAGCGGCGCCCGCAAAGCCUCCGCCAGCCUCACGCCCCGCCCGCGUCCCACCCCGGGGCUGCCUUGCCGCGGCCCCGCCCGCGCGGCUUGAAGUAGGGCAGAGGUGAAACGGGGCGGGCGGUGCGCGGGACGGGGCUGCAUCAUGGAGAAGCAGGUGGUCUCGUCCUCCGAGGAGCGAACCUUCCAGUACCAGGACUCCCUGCCUUCCCUGCCUGUGCCUUCUCUGGAGGAAUCUUUAAGUAAAUACCUUGAUUCAGUGAAGCCAUUUCUAAAUCAAGAAGAAUAUAAAAGAACUGAAGAUGUAGUUAAAAAAUUUGAAAAUGGGAUUGGGAAAGAGUUGCAUCAGAAAUUACUGGAAAGAGCUAAAACAAGAAGGAAUUGGCUGGAGGACUGGUGGCUGAAUGUGGCUUAUCUUGAUCUUCGCAUAUCAACACAAAUACACUGUAAUAUGGGAGGUGCUGCUCCCUUUAUUGAACACUGCUGGCCACCUAAAGAGGGCACUCAGAUAGAAAGAGCAUGUGUGAAUAUAUGGCACAACCUGAAAUUGUGGGAGCUAUUAAGAACAGAGAAGAUGCCUGUAGAAAGAGCUGGGAAUGCUGUUCUGGAUAUGAACCAAUUUCGAAUGCUCUUCUGCACUUGCAGAAUUCCUGGAGUUAACAGAGACUCUAUCGGCAGUUAUUUUAAAACUGAGACUGAAGGUGAAUGUCCAUCUCACUUAAUAGUCCUGUGUCGAGGUCGAGUGUUUUCAUUUGAUGCUAUACAUGAAGGCAAUAUGAUGACUCCUCCAGAGAUUUUCAGGCAACUUGCAUAUAUCCAGAAAAUAUGUCAUAGUGAACCCGAUGGACCAGGACUGGCAGCCUUAACAAGCAGCGGAAGGACAGAAUGGGCAAAGUUACGUGAAUAUUUGAUUGAUCUUGAUCCAAAGAACUUAGCUCUUCUGGAAAAAAUUCAGAGAAGUUUGUUUGUAGUCUGCCUGGAUGAUGCUAGUCCCCAUGCAACUCCUGAAGACUACAGUGAGGUUACAAGGCUGGGGCUAACGGGUGACCCAACUCUACGCUGGGGAGAUAAAUCCUACAAUGCAAUAGCCUUUUCCAAUGGAACCUGUAGCAUGUUCUCUGAUCAUUCUUCUUUGGAUGGCAUGGCUUUGAUUACUCUGUCUACUUAUGUCGAAAAGAAGAUAUUUGAAACUGAGGGAAAAUGGAAGGGAUCAGAUAAAGUGAGGGAUCUUCCAUGGCCAGAGGAACUUGUAUUCACAGUGGAUCAAAAAGUUCUAAGUGGAAUUAGACGUGCUAAAGAGUUGUAUUACGAUAAGGUGUCUGACUUGCAGCUGGUGAAUUAUGCCUUCACAUCCUUUGGCAAAGCAUUGAUUAAGAAGAAGGAACUUCAUCCUGAUACAUUUGUGCAACUUGCCCUUCAGCUGGCUUAUUACAAAAAUCAUGGGCGUCCGGGUUGCUGUUAUGAAACUGCCAUGACCAGGCGUUUCUAUCAUGGCCGCACAGAGACCAUAAGAUCGUGUACUGUGGAAGCAGUGGAGUGGUGCAAAUCCAUGCUGGAUCCUUCUGACAGUAAUUAUCACCGACUACAGUUGAUGCAUAAGGCAUUUGCAAAGCACAAUAAAAUGAGGAAAGAAUGUGAGAAUGGAAAAGGCUUUGAUCGUCAUCUUCUGGGUCUCCAAAUAAUAGCACAGGAGCAAGGACUGCCAGUGCCAGAACUUUAUUUGGAUAAGGCCUUCACAGCUAGUGGAGGAGGUGGGAAUUUUGUUCUUUCGACUAGUCUGACUGGCUACUAUAGGUUUAAUGGAUGUGCGCUCCCCAUGGUGCGUCAUGGUUAUGGCUUUUUUUAUAGCAUCAGAGAUGACAGGAUCCUUGCUGUCUGUUCUUCUUGGAACUCCUGUCCAGAGACUGACGCAGAAGUGCUGUGUAGAACUGUGUUCCAGUGUUUCCAGGACAUGCUACAGUUAACAGUUGCAGCUCACCUGUAAGGUUUAUAAUGAUGCAGAAGCCUUUACAAGCUCACAAAGUUAUGUGUAUUACUUAUUAAUGAAAUGAUGCUCAAGAAUACUGUUAUAUUCAAGUUGGGACAUGUAAUGAGCUGUGUGAAGUCUAUAAUUUUUAUGGGAUUUACCAUGGUAACAGUACCCAGUUAAAAGUAACAUAGCCAUUUGCAACAACAAUGCAAGCAGUAGUACCUUAUCUGUGUAGAACUAUGCAAUAUUGAAAUAUGCCUCAACAAUGCAAACAUACUUGAGAGACAGGGUGUUGGAAGUGGAGAAUUUAUGGGAGACUUGUAUUUAUCAUCCUAGCAGUAACAGUUGGAAUACUUUGUAGUCUACUGAUAUUGUUUAUGCCAGCAGAGCACUUAACUGCUUACUUAAGAGUAACCACAGGGUCCUCAUGGGUGAUUAUGCUUCCUGUUCCCAGUGGUUUAUGAAGUAGAAGGACUGCUUCCAUCGGGCUGUAUGUUAUUUUAUAAGUUAUCUUCUAUUUUUGCUGUCAGGAUUAUACCAAAUAAAUGUUGUAUCCAUGAAUGGGGAUGGUCUACAGUUGUAGUAUGAAAGUACUGCCAUCUCAAGUAUUUUGAAAAAGGAGCUCUUGAUAAUAAAGACAGCAGCAUAUGAGUUCUGAAUUCCAGAGUUUUCAUCUGGUAGCGAACUGUGAAUGUCUGCUGUUUUAUACUAAUAAUACGUGAUAAAAGUAAGCACUGAAUACAGUUUACGAUUCUCAGGAUUUUAAGACUUGAUUCCUCUGUUUGAGCAGCUUUGUAUUUUCCUGUCAUAGAAAUAAAAUUCUUCUGAAAAUCAA
Molecule: messenger RNA, 2821 nt
Organism: Cuculus canorus (common cuckoo)
Lineage: Eukaryota; Metazoa; Chordata; Aves; Cuculiformes; Cuculidae
Gene: CROT
Product: carnitine O-octanoyltransferase
Exons: 17
Coding region: 163-2001 (612 amino acids)
Cellular component (GO): peroxisome
Molecular function (GO): carnitine O-octanoyltransferase activity
Source: RefSeq, a predicted model, not a curated record